AUUGGCUAUAGUGCUAACUACGUUUCUUACAGCCUCUGGGAGAUCAUGGUUUGUAACAUCUGUGGAUCUCAAGGUUGCCACGUUGGCUGUGGAGAUGUAUCAAUCAAAAUGAUGUACUGGGAGUGUAUGGAAUGUGCAACUGUCAGUUCCAAAGUGGAUGAAAGAAGGUCAUCUCUAGCUACUCCAAUAAAUACUGACGUAGUUGAGGUAGAAUCUGCACACGAAGUCCUGAACCUAGAAACAUCCCCAGAUAAGGAUACCUUCGGUAGGAAACAACAGUUCCCGAAGGAAGGAGUGCCAACAAAGAAAAAUAAAAAAAAGAAGAAAAAGAAAAAGAAAAAAUCCACUUCUCCAACUCCAACCUUAGUUACACUCAAAAAAACAAAAAAGAAGAAUUCCAGCAGUAAAGAUGAUAAUAAGUUGUUCCCAGGCAAGAUGGAAUGGACAUAUGGUGAGGUGGAACAGUUGAAAUCUUUCACUACUCAAGCUGAAAGAACUGCAGAAGCACAAGAAUCUUCGAAGGUGGAAAAAUUACCAGUUACAAGUUCUGUCCAACUUGCAAGGAAAAAGCUGGCUCAAGAGUCCAGACGAGGGAAUAAGAGAAAAAGAUCACACUCACGUACUGAAGAAAAUUCUGUUUUGAUGUGCAAGAAGAAGAAGCAAACAGAACCACUGGGAUGCAAAAGAUCAGUCAUUGGAAAUGUUGGUACAUUGCAAGACACCUCACAAACUUUAAAAAAGAAAACCUGGGCCUUUAACGAAGAAACAUUGGCCAACUGUGAAAGUUCUAAAGCACCUCUACCAAAAUCUUUGAACUCUGACAAUCACAUUUCGGCACAUUCUACAGAAACUAGUAACAAUGGUUGUGUUAUUGUAAAGUUCAAGAAAUCAGAAAUGUAUUUUAAUAACAGAUUAAAUAAUAUAGAGUCCACUACAGACAACAGUAAUGUUGAAAUAAAUCAUGCAAAAUCUCUGUCUAUUGGCAACAGUAAAGUAGACUGUACCAGAGCUAUAGAAACUUCUGUUAGCCAAACAAACAAAACUAAGAAUGAAGAGACUUCUGUUUGCCGAACAAAUAAAACUAAGAAUGAAAAGACUUCUGUUUGCCGAACAAAUAAAACUAAGAAGAAAAAUAACAAAGAUAGAUCUAAAUUUAUUGGUUCUGAUAACAAAUCUUCUGUUGAAAACUCCAACAUAAUUCAAACUAACAUCGCCAACACAAUUUUAAGCUUUAAGGUACCCAAAAAAAAUAAACUGUUAGAAAGAUCUUCCGUUUUAAGCUUGCAAAAUGUUCCUUGUGGAACAUUUAACCCAAGUUAUUCAAGUGAAAUGAAGAUUAAUCCAUCUGUCAAUAUCAAAUCCAUAGAGCAUAUUCCAAUCAGUUGUAAAAAGAAUUUUUCAGCACUUAUUAACCAUGAAAUGUCAUCACUUGACAUCUUAAACCAGUUAGAAUUUAAAAUCCGAGACUCGUCAACAGUUGGUCAAAAAGACUCCUGUAUACUAGAAGUUUUCAGGAAAGAAAACAAGAAGACAGGACCUUCAGUAAAAGUAGGGUGUUACACUAUUCCUCUCCACAGUAACUGUAAAGACAGAUGUAAAGAUAACAAUACCAGCAAGAAAAAACGAUUAUUAUCAGAAGAACAAGCUAUAACAUUGAUGGUUCCUGAGAACAGAGAUUGUCAGCUAAAAAUGCCUCAAACUGCUCGGAAAAGCUUUCCAAGGACACGAGUAUCAUUUCCCAUCAAGCUAUCUCAUCAGAAAGCGAAACCUAAAGAAACAUUAACUUAUGAAGACUUCAUCAAACAAAUCACUAGAGUUUCUUCAUCUUCAGUUAAAGAAAUAUCUCGGGUUAAAACACCAAAGUCUGUGACAAAGUCCAGUUUUAAAAAAAAGGACACGUGCACAAAAUCAAAAAGUUCUCAAAUUGUAGAUGUGAGCGUGGUUCGGAAACAUGGGAGAAAAUCGGUGAAGAAAAGCUCAAGUAACAAAAAGCAUUAUUCAAAACAGUUAUCAAUAUUAGAUUUUGUUGUCAAAAGUGCUUUGCCCAUGUUUCUUAAACAGCAGAAUAGUAAAGAUGAACCACAGCCAAGCACUAGUUCUUACUGUGUAAGUUAUAUGGAUGGUAACAAUGACACCACAGAGGAGGUGAGAAGCCCGCCAGAUGAAGAGAGCCAUUCCAAAAUGAUAAGGUGUCUUCAUUAUCCCAAGGACAUUCCUGAUAUAAUUAAAUCCCAUGUUUCAGCAGGACCAUCACAUCAAUGUUCAGUGCCUUAUUAGAAAUUACUUUUCAGCAACUAUUAAGUAUUUUAUUAAUAUAAGUACUGAGGAUUACUUCUGUACAAACACAUCUUGUUAAUGUGUUUUUUGAACUUUGUCACUAAAUUUACCACGUGUAAAUACUUUAAAUAACAGUUCUUUGCUUUUAUGUUUAAAAAUUGCUAAAACAAAAUUGAAUUUAUCAUCCUUAGGUUCUUGAAAUUAGACUUUCCCAGCAACAGUGAACUCUGAAAACGUUUCAAAAACUACAACACGUAUUAAUGAUAAAGAUGACAGUUGAACAAAACAGUUGUAUUUAUGGAAGGUUCAUACUUUUAGAAAUGUGUAUUCCAAAACAUUCAAAUCUUCUGUAAAUAAAAAUGUUUCGUUAGCCGUCUUCAUAUUUAUUGUUAACUUUGUUUUCCCCCAUCACAAAAUAUUUUUAAUGAUAAUUAUUUUUAAAUAUUAUACUUAUCUUUCAUAGGCAAAGGGGUGGAAAAAUGUUGUUUCUUACAGAAAUUCUUGGUUUGUUUUAAUAAACUUAAUAUAAAUUGUAGUAUUUUCUAAUGGUCUGUACAAUUAUGUUUAUCAACAAAACUAAAGUUUCAAAAAGUUAAAAAUUUUCCCUAAUAAUGUUUUUGCUUACUCACAAUUAAUUUUACAAAGUUUCCAAUUACUUUAAGCAUGUCUUCUGGUUAGCAGUUGUAAAACAAAUGUAGACGGGUUUAUUUUAAUCUCCUACUACGUCAAGGUAAUUUUAGCAUCUGUAGAAUGUGGAAAAUACAUUAAAUAUUUUCCUAGUAUCUAUUUUUCAUAUUGAAAAAAAAUUAAAUUUAGAGGUUAUAAACAACGUAUUUCAUUGUGUUCUAACAGCAGCAAGUAAUUAUACGUAUUCAAUUUUUAUAUGAUCAUGAGAAAUGUUCGUUGUAACUACAACUUAAGUCAUGUUUUUUUUGUAACGCAUGGUAACUGUUUGCCAAAUCUUAUUGUUUAAUCUGUAAGAAUUGUUUUAACAGCAGUUUGUAAGACCUCGUAGAAACUGAUUUAGUUCUGAUGACUGGUUUAAUGGCUGUUACUGAUUUUGAAUAAAAAAAAAAGUGUACCGAAAUGUUGGGUGAUACCCUAAAAAAAACACAGGCUAAAAUAACACCAGCAGUUCAUUUUGCGUUUAAAGAUACAAAUUUAUAAGAAAAACUGGGAACUAGUAAAGGAAUUUCUUACGAAAUAGGUAAUAAUUUUUACACUUGCCUUAUUUAAAUUUAGGUAUCUUUUUUUUAUCCUGAACUGUAAAAAAAAAAGAAUAGUUUAUUAUUUGUGGAUGACACUUAGCACAUUUUAAAAAAUAAUAUCUUUAAGUUAAUUUUUAUAGACAGAUAUCAACAAUGUAUCAGUAUAGCCGAUGUACUACUUCAUGUGAAUAGUCAAAUCUUAAUUGUUGGUGUAGCUCAGUUGUAAAAUAUAUGCAAUAUUCUCUAGUUUUACAAAUUUAAAAGUUUUUCUACAUCACAACCCCAAGAAAACUGCUUCUUUGAUUUUAACUUGAUUUUUAUAUUGAAACCACUUUGUAACAAGAUGAAUGUGACAUCAAUCAACCCCUCCUCCUAGUUGUGUGGAAUGAACGUGAGCAUAUUAAGUUACUUGCAACCGAGUGUAUUUUAUAAACAAAAACUGAAGUUUAUUAGAUGACAAUGGAAGCAUACCAUUUAGAAAUACACCAUUCCUUUGACACUUGUGGAACGAAUGCGAGUAUAUCAAAUUAUCUGCUACGAUGUUAUAUUCCAGAAAGAUUGAACAUUUAGAAAGCCAUCACCCCCUUAAGACCUGUUUUAGGAUAUCAACCAAAGAACUAAACAUAUUUUAAGAUCAAUUUUAUUUGGCUAGCAGUCAGCUGCUGUGUUCAUGUCGAUGGUUUACGUCAAAGU
This is a messenger RNA of Limulus polyphemus (Atlantic horseshoe crab), 4178 nucleotides long. RefSeq lists its product as uncharacterized. The coding region runs from base 46 to 2277 and encodes 743 amino acids. NCBI's taxonomy places the organism in Eukaryota, Metazoa, Arthropoda, Merostomata, Xiphosura, Limulidae. The record is from RefSeq and is a predicted model, not a curated record. The transcript has 3 exons.